GUCGUCGCUUCGCGAGCUUCGAGGUUUUAGUUCGGUUUUAGCUCUGAUUCCGUGAGGACGCUCGCAGGCGCACCGCUCCGCGUUCCGUUCCGUUAUUCGACCGCCUCGCACGGAGCCUACCGCUCACCCACACUCCUGCAAACGCACACUCGCGCACUUGCACACUCGCACACACACAGGACUCGUGCCGCGAUAACAACGCCAAAUUAUCGAGUCUGCGCUGCGCCAACAUCCAGCGGAUGGCAAGUGCGAAUCUUAAAGUGGCCAAGUGGCAGUCGUAGACCAGGCCAAGAACCCCAGCCCCCCUUGCCCCUGUUCCGGCGGUCGAGUGAAUAGCCGCCACAAUGCGGCGCUAACCCAACGCCGGUGGAAAUCGCGACCUCGCGGGUGUACCCAAAACCAGACAAAAGUGCUCCAAGUGGUGACCCAAAGCAAAUGUGUCGCAGCAACAGCCGGAGUGGCAGCAACGGUAACUGCUGCUCUUUAUAGUGCAUCUUCGCGUUUUUCUUUGGCUCCCAGAACAGUCCGCUAAUAGCCAACAAAGCGAGCAUAACGGCCAGAAAAAUGGCUCUGCAGCAGCGACAUCAGCAGCACCAGCAACACAUCAAGUGGCAGCAACAUGCAACGAAACGACGACGCUGCCGUCAACAUUGGAUUAAACAUCUUCAGUUUCUGGGCCUGGCUGUCAUCGUCCUGGCCAGCGCCCCCGCCCCCAGCCACGCCCAGCAGCAGAAGUUCCGCACCACGCCGCACGACCUGCAGGUCCUGGAAGGAGCCGAGGCCAUGAUGCGCUGCGAGGUGGCCAACGUGGCCGGGGCGGUCCAGUGGACCAAGGACGGCUUCGCACUGGGCUUCUCGGCGGUGAUCCCCGGCUUCCCGCGCUACUCCGUUCUGGGCGACCGGAAGCAGGGCACCUACAACCUGCGCAUCUCGAACGCCUCGAUCAACGACGACGCCGACUACCAGUGCCAGGUGGGACCUGCCCGGCUCAACAGCGCGAUCCGAGCCAAUGCCAAGCUGACCGUCAUAUCUCCGCCAGCCUCGAUCGAGAUCAAAGGUUACAGCCACAAUUCCAAGGUGGAGGUGCGCGAGAACCAGGACCUGCAACUCAAGUGCAUCGUGGCCAAUGCUAAGCCGGCGGCUCAAAUCGUCUGGUAUCGCGGCAAUGUGGAAUACAAACCAGAAAAAAGCGAGGAUACCGUGGAGGAGUCGACGGCCAAGCGGUACACGACCACCUCGAGCCUAAAACUGAAGCCGGGACCCGACGACGACUACACGGAGUACACGUGCCAGGCGAAGCACAAGGCCCUGUCCCCGGACAUGCCCAUGCGGGCCACGGUUCAACUGUCCGUGUUGUAUCCGCCGGGACCGCCAUACAUCGAGGGCUACUCUCCGGGAGAAACUCUGCGACGUGGCCAGACCGUGGAGCUCAUGUGCCGGAGUCGAGGUGGCAAUCCGCCUGCCCAGCUCAUCUGGUACAAGAACGGAUCCCAGAUACGCAUGGCCUACAGGACCUCUGGCCGACUAUCCGAGAACAUCUAUACCUUCACCGCCGAGGCAGGCGACAACAGGGCGCGAUUUCGAUGCGAGGCGAGCAACGUGAUGUCGCAGAAUCCUCUGAAGGCGGAAGUGGAGCUGGCUGUGCUGUUUGCACCCACCCACGUCACCGUGAUGGGACCCACCGAGGCGCGCGUCGGCGAUGUUGUGCCGCUGACAUGCACCACCGCGCCAUCCAAUCCGCCAGCCGAGAUCAAAUGGAUGGUGGGCGGGCGACAGGUGCGCAACGCCACCUCAAAGACGAUUGUCAGUCCCGAGGGCGGUUGGACGACCACCUCGAACAUCACCGCCACCGUGGAGCCCAACAAGCGCUCACUGGUCGUCAUCUGUCACGGACUCAACAUGCAGCUGACCGAGAACGUCGUCUCCACCCACACGAUCAAUGUGCUGUAUCCGCCCGCGCCGCCAUUAAUUUCUGGCUAUAUGGAGGGACAAAUUAUCCCAGCUGGCUCGGUGCAAAAACUGCUUUGCGUUUCAUCAGGCGGCAAUCCGUUGGCGACGCUAACAUGGUACAAAAACGACAAAAGGAUAAACUCGGUCAUAAGGGCCGCGGACAAAUCGGUGUCGGCCGAGAUCACUGUUCUGGCCAACGUGUCCGACAACCAGGCCCAGUACCGAUGCGAGGCCUCCAACAGCGCCACCGAAAUCCCGCUCUUCCAGUCCACCACACUCAGCGUCCACUUUGCCCCGGAGACGGUCAAAAUACGCAUUGAACCGGAAGAACUGCGACCUGGCAUGGAGGCAGCCAUCAUCUGCGACUCCAGCUCCAGCAAUCCGCCGGCAAAGCUGUCCUGGUGGAAGGACGGCAUCCCCAUCGAAGGCAUUAAUAACACGUCCAAGCCGGGUCUCUGGGGCGGCACGGUCUCCACGCUGGAGUUCAGGGUAAACAUCACACAGGAAAUGAACGGCCAGGUCUACACCUGCCAGAGCGCCAACGAAGCGCUCCAGCGGAGCGUCCACGAAGCGGUCAGCCUGGAUGUCCUGUAUCGACCCCAGUUCGAGGCGCUACCCUCGUCGACGAAGGUGGGCGCGGAGGGCGAAUCCAUGCAGCUGUUGCUCCAAACUCGCGCCAAUCCCACCCCGGUGGCCUACAAGUGGACCAGGGAUGGGGUCACCAUUCCGCAGGACGGCGAGCGCCGCAUCUUUGCGGACGGCGCCAGCCUGAACUUCACCCGCCUGCACAGGGACGAUUCGGGGAUCUACUCCUGCAGCGCCUCCAAUUCGCAGGGCAAGGCCAGCCUCAACAUCACGGUGUUGGUGGAAUACGGCACCACCAUCAAGUCGGUCUCGGAGAACAUUGUGGUCAAUCCCGGCGAGGACGCAAUGCUGUCCUGCAGCGUGGAGGGCAAGCCGCUGACCGAGAAGCACGUGAAGUGGGAGCGGGUGGGCUACGACAUGACCGUCAAGACCUCGACGACCUUCGCGAACGGCACCUCCUACCUGCACAUCAAAAACGCGCAGCGCGAGGACGUGGGCAACUUCCGGUGCGUAGCCGACAACCGAGUGGCCAAUCCCACCAACCGCGAUAUCCUGCUGAUAGUCAAGUUUGCUCCCGAGAUCGCCAAGGCUCCAACGCUCCUGCGAGCCGCCAGCGGGACAGGGGAGCGGGGUCGACUGCCUUGCCGGGCACAGGGCUCGCCCAAGCCGCAGUUCAUCUGGCGGCAGGACAAGAAGGACCUGCCCAUCAACCGCACGUACAAGUACGAGGUGGAGGAGCGCAAGAUUGACUCGCUGACCUACGAAUCCUCCCUCAUCGUGGAGAAAGUGGCGCCGGCGGACUACGGCGCCUAUGAAUGCGUGGCCCGGAACGAUCUUGGCGAGGCGGUGGAGACGGUGCGCCUGGAAAUCACCUCGCAGCCGGACCCACCCCUCAUCCUGAACAUCCUGAACGUCACCCACGACACCGUCACCGUGGCCUGGACUCCGGGCUUCGAUGGCGGCCUCAAGGCCUCAUAUCGCGUCCGCUAUAGGAUGUUCGACCGCGAGCAGUACAAAUACAUCGAUGGGCUGCCGAACAGCCACAAGCUGACCAUCGGCGGGCUGCGCAUGAAUACGCUCUAUCUGUUCUCGGUGAUGUCCUGGAACGAGCUGGGCCAGAGCUCCUACCUGCCCGACUUGGCGCGGGCCGAGACCAAAGAGGCCCCGCCCCCCUCGCACCCUGCCUCGUCGCUGGGAGGCGGACCGCCGACCACCAGCCAGACGCCGCUGGGCGGCACAUCGGGCAUGCUCCUGGUGGGCGUGGGCGCCGGCAUCGCCGUGGUCCUGCUCAACGUGUUUGUCAUCGGCUGCUGUCUGCACAAACGGAACGAGAAGCGCCUGAAGCGAGGACUUGAACUGAUGCCAGCCGAGUUAACCGAGGACUCCAGCAACACACCGAAUCUGGUCAUAAUUGGCAUCUCCCUGGCGGCAUUUGGCUUUCUCCUGGUCAACGCGUCGCUGGUUGCCUGGUUCUUUGUGCAUCAGCGCCGCAAGAAAGUGGCGGAAACUACAAAUCAACCGGCAAAAACGGCAACCAUCGAGAUGUACGCGCCCAGCUCGUAUAAUGACACCGUCACCGGCGAGACGCUGUCCAGCGUUUCGGAGAAGAGCGAGUCGUACUCCAAUGAGGGCAGCAGCCAGCCGGAAUAUAUUGAUGAGGCGCGCAAAAAGGCGGCGUCCACGUAUUUGGUGGAGGGCUCGGAUAUGCCGCCGCCCAGAUACCAGAAGGAUGGCACCCUGCCAGUCAUAUACCCCAACAAUAUUGUGAACGCCUGUACACUGCCGCACCCGAGGCACAAUAAUGGCAGCGCCGCCAUCCACAUGACCCGGGAUGAUCAGAUGCUAAUCAGCAAGGGCGUCUAUAUUCCGUCCCCGUCGCCGGCGCCACCCCCAGAUGGGUCUUACUACAACAUGAACAGCGACAGAUACUUGUCCUAUCCUCCAAUGGAAUACCCGGCAGCCCUGGACUUCACCGCCCAGCCGAUGCCCCUGGCGCACAUGCAGCCCAUCACGGUGACCUCGCUGGCCACCAAUGGAGGCGCCACCCUCAUCGGCAACGGAUCCGUGGCAGCGGUGGCCGGCGGCUCGGGCACCUUGCGGCGCGGCAUUCUGCGCGGAGUGGUGGGAGUACCGCAGCCCGAUGUCACCCACCACACGUCGGCCGUGGGUGGGAGCCCGCUGCAGAUGCUGCACGACCUGCACCCGGUGAACCUGAGCGCCUCUACGCUCACCACCAGCACCACCCUGAACGGCAGUCUGCCCACGGCCACGGCCACGGCCACGCUGCCCCGCCAGCCGCACGGCAUCCUGAAGGAUCCGAACCGGAACAAGCAGCAGCAGCAGCUCCAGCACCAGCACCAGCAUCAGCAGCAACUGCUCAACGCCAGCUUGGUGGGCGUGGGCGUUCCGGUCUCGGCGCCCAUGGGCAGCCUGCAGAUCCUAAACCUGCCGCCGACGGGCGUGGGACUGGGCAACAAUUUGCUGAUGACCACCAGCGGGGCCUUCGACCCGACGGCGGUGGGCAUGAGCAGCUUCGGCGGAGUGGGCCAGGCCGGCGGCAUCCCGGUGGCCUACACCGACGCGGACGGACACCUCGUAUAGCUGUAGGCGGGAGCUGGGGCCAUCAGCAGCACCACCGUGCGGAUCCUCUCCGGCAGUGAGCCCCGGUUCUGAGCAACCACCACGUCGCACCACGUCACCACGCCCUACCCAGCAUACUCGUAUCUGUAUCCAACCUACUCGCAAGGAUGUAGCUAGUUUAGGAGCUUUCUCUUCGGCAUCUGGGUCCCUCCUGUGUCCCCUGUCCGGCAGCCACGUCUCCAUCCACUUGCCAUUACCUUAUUCAAAUCAGCCAGCGAAUUAGUUUAUGUAAAUUUCCACCCAAUUCUUACGGCGUCGCCGUCAAUGCGGGUGUUUAUUUAGAUAAGAACUACGUUGGGGGGCGAAGUCACUCUAGGGGAGUGAGCAUAAUUUCGCAGAGAGUUUUACUAAUUAGCCGGCAGCAGGAGAAGCAGGAAGCAGGCGAAAAUAAUUUCAAAUAUCCUUGGGUGGAAAACGCGAAACGGUCCAGAACCGUUUGACAGCUCCCAGGGGCGUGCUUCGGCUCAAGUCGACUGGGCACGUGAUUGCCCUGGACGGCGCCAUCGGCCAUGGUCGCCGAAAGUUGAAGGUUGACAGCCGCUAGCUGCUCGGCGACCCCCAUCCCAGACCCGAGUGCUAGAUUUGCCACCUCCCCUUUAAUGGGGCAGCUGGAAAAUCUGGAAACGGGACUUCAUCCUAGCGAAAACAAAAUGGAGCCUUCUGAACUCAAGCCACUCGGCACUUCGACGAUGUAGUAACGGGAAUUUUCAAUGGUGGGAAUAUGGGUUUUAAAAAAAUGGAUAAGGAAUAAAAUCCAAAGGCUACCACAAAUGCGCUUCAUACUGUACAUAGUAAUGACCAGCCAUUUAACACUUCAAAUUGCAGUUUAAAAUAACUUUAAAUACGAAAAGAAUGGUACAAAUAUGGUUUAUAGUUGGUUUUUAAAAUGUUACCUAAUUUCAAAUGACUACUUUUAGAAAUGCUACACUAGAAAGAAUAAUUUCACUUCUCGUAAAAGUAACUUAGAUAUCCCAUUGAAGAAAUUCUUAAUCGUUCUUAUUGAAUAUAAAAUUUAAAUUUAUUUAUUUUCAAAUUAGUUGUCAGCCUUUAUUACCACAUGAGUUGGAGUUAGAAAGGUUCCCCUUGAACUAAAGGAUUUAAGAAACGUCACUCGAAAUUAACAAAUCCAAGUUAAAGACUUCAAAAGAAAAGCUAUUGAAUCAGUGUCUCUAUGGAAACUUUCGUACUGUUCUUAGGGAAUGUAAAUAACUAAAAAUCAAGGCUGCCUUCAGAUUACGCCUUGGAAUUUAACUCCACCAGCUCCUCGAGUUGCUCAACUCAAUCUCGUCCAUGAAAAUGCGCAUAUCGCAGAUAUGGUAGGGCGGCGGCCACGCCCUGGCAGCCAUUAUAUGCAGAAGCUGGCUGUAUCUUUAUCUAUCCAGCUGCCAUUCGAGUGCCGCUGCCGCACAUAAACAGUUUUCAUUUGCCACUCGUCGCAGCUCAGCGAGCGUGACAUGCCAAUCCUGGCCUGCGUUGCCAUUAGCUUUUCCAGUUCAAGACCAGAGGAAUCCGGGAAUCCCAAGAACCACUCAUCUCCGCUCUGCCCACGCCCUCCUCCGAUUUCGAUUCAACCUCCGCCUCCAAACCGCACCCGAAUCCGUAUCUUUGACUUUGUAGCCAAGUUCUUGAGAUCCUCGAGCGUCGUGCAUAAUUGCCAGCAGCAUUGUGUGGAUUUUAAUAUUCAUUUGGCUGUAAUUGCUGGAUCCGGGUCCGGAUCGGGGGAGUGCACUAUUGCAGCUGCUAGUCCUUGGCGGAUUAUCGCAAAUGAAUAAAUGCCCUGAUUUCGGGCAUAGAUGGCAGAGAAUUCGAGGAGGUGGGGCUGCACAAACACAGUGUGUAAUUAAAAGUGAAAUUAUCUUUGAAAUUAACGCACGCGUAGAGAAAGAGAAAGGCGAGGCCAAAGAGGAUGGCGAGGGAAAUGAAGAAAAAUUCGCGGAAAACUGAGAACGAAAUUAAGAAUGAAGAAUAAGAUGAAGCAACUUUGUGUGUCGGCACACAUAUGGGUGUACUCUCCGCUGUGGGAUUUCCGCUAUUGAAUAAUGACGAUUCCGCUGUCCGCAUAAAAGUUAAAUGAGCGGGGAAAUAGGGAGAGCUGAGGAAUCUGUGGGGGAACCCAUCAGGUUUCUGGGAACGAUGGCCAAAGGACACGGGGCUGCGGGGACCCUCUCUAUACCAGAUAUGUGAAUGUAUAGCUUGUACUCAACUCUACGAGUAGUGCCGCCAAAUCGCAUUAAUAAUUAGCAUUUAACUGGAUUCGUAGCCCUAAGUAGCUAAGCCAAAACAAUUUCGAAUCACUACUCAAUCAGCAAGCCAAAAUCUUUCAAAUUGUACAAUACCACAGGGCAGAAGGCGAAAAGCAAGGAAUACCGAUUAGCGAUAAAUAAUUAACGAUUAAAAGGACAAAUGCAGGUAUAUCGAUACACACGGAGAGUCAUUGCAAUUCAUAGAUGUAAACGUAGCAUACAAUUUCGCAUCUCGUAACUCUUAGAUCCUGUCCCCACAUACCCUCUAAACGUUUGGAGCUUGGCAGGGAAUUCCCGACUUAUACAUAGGAAUAACCAACUCGCUGUUUUCUUAGGGAUAACUAUUUGAUUGCACUCGAACUUAUUACUCCACGAAGGAAAUGUGUCCGUAACUGCAUCUGCAUAUUCACAAAUCUUGUAUGUCUUCCCCAGCUUGUCCUGACGAUUGUUGAUUGUCCUUAAUUUAAUCCAGAAUACGUAUUUAUACUUACACAUACAUAUUAGUUUAAACUUAACACACUUGUCGGGGGAAAUAAAUAAGACUUAUUGUAGAUAAUUAUGUUUAAAACAAUUAACAAACACGAAAUCAAGUUGUUCAAUUUGUAUUUUUGCCAAAGAGAUAUUUGUUAAACAAAGAAGCGAUAACUUGCAGCUGGUUUAUGUGUGUGCUUGUUUCACUCUCGCUGUGUUUAUUUGUUGUGUACGAUUGAAUUAGAAUCCUUAUAUAUAUAUGAUUUUGGAAAUCCCCUCAUUCGACGUUAACGUAGCAUAAUUGAAGCAGCAGCUGAAGGCGAUGACACACAAGACUUGAAUACCGAACCUAGGUUAAUGUUAAAUGUUAAUGGAAAUCGAAACUUAAUGCAACUAAGUAUGCGUGUGUAUAAAGCGAAUUAAUUACCAGUGGAUGUGAAUGUUUUUAUGACACUAAUUGAGUUAUGUAUUUUAUGUAGUCUGUAUGCGUAUAUCUAUAACUAUAAUUAACUGAAAGCAUUGUACAGUAGUCGAGAGGAAACACAAUAAUUAACAAGGCGUAAGUUCAUUCGAAGAAAAAACGAAAAUAAAUUAAAAGCAUAGUUUAUAAACUCAAAGCAUAAGCCGCCACUCAGAAAACUGUAUAAAACAAAAAGAUAAGAACGAAUUCUAAAAAAAAAAUUAUUGAAAAACUAUGAAAAUUAAUGCAUAUGAAACCUACUGCAUUUUUAAAAAAAGAUCUGUUAACAAAUGAAUAAUAAAACCAUAAAAAGGAUGAAUACCAAAA
Molecule: messenger RNA, 8676 nt
Organism: Drosophila rhopaloa
Lineage: Eukaryota; Metazoa; Arthropoda; Insecta; Diptera; Drosophilidae
Gene: sns
Product: nephrin
Exons: 22
Coding region: 565-5136 (1523 amino acids)
Biological process (GO): cell-cell adhesion
Cellular component (GO): cell-cell junction
Molecular function (GO): cell adhesion molecule binding
Source: RefSeq, a predicted model, not a curated record